Tachysurus vachellii is the source of this 2718-nucleotide messenger RNA. It is a transcript of the gene ntn1a, whose product is annotated as netrin 1a. Gene Ontology annotation, molecular function: protein binding. The coding region runs from base 130 to 1941 and encodes 603 amino acids. NCBI's taxonomy places the organism in Eukaryota, Metazoa, Chordata, Actinopteri, Siluriformes, Bagridae. The record is from RefSeq and is a predicted model, not a curated record. The transcript has 6 exons.
CUCCUCUUGUAGGAUUACCGGCUCCGGUCUCCGCUGAUCACACACACACACUCUGAAGGACUGUGUAAGGGCUGUGUAUUGUGUAUCAGCUUGUGUGUGUGUUAGUUUGGACUACACACGUUAACUGGGAUGAUGUUUCUGGACUGUGCUGUUGUGUUGCUCGGUGUGCUGCUGACGGCGUUCUGUCGGCCCACGGUGGAAGCCCUCGCGAGCUCGUCGCCGCCGGACCCGUGUUACGAGGAAAACGGACAGGCGCGCCGCUGCAUCCCGGAUUUCGUGAACGCUGCGUUCGGCCGGGAAGUGCGCGCUUCCAGCACGUGUGGCCAGAAGACACCGAGCCGCUACUGCUUGGGGACGGAGAGAGGCGGUGGAGAGAGGAGCCUCGAGUGCCGCGUGUGUGACGCGUCUGACCCCAAAAAGCGCCAUCCGGUUUCGCACCUCACCGACCUGCACAACCCACACAACCUUACGUGCUGGCAGUCGGAGAACGGCAUACGGUACCCGCAGAACGUGACGCUGACGCUGUCUCUAGGUAAGAAGUUCGAGGUGACGUACGUGAGCGCGCAGUUCUGUUCGUUGCGUCCGGACUCGAUGGCCAUCUUCAAGUCAAUGGACUACGGCAAGACGUGGGUUCCGUUCCAGUAUUACUCGAGCCAGUGCCGGAAAGUGUACAACAAACCGAACCGGGCCGUCAUUACUAAGCAGAACGAGCAGGAGGCCGUGUGCACGGACGCGCACCAGCAGCAGCAGCCGCACCAGCAGCAGCCGGUCUCGGGCGGCCUCGUGGCCUUCAGCACGCUGGACGGACGGCCGUCUGCUCACGACUUCGACAGCUCACCAGUGCUUCAGGACUGGGUCACGGCCACGGACAUCCGCAUCACGUUCAGCCGCUUGUACGGUGAGGAACGCAAGACCGAAGCAGAGGACGAGGAUGAGUCGCACUUCUAUGCCGUGUCGGACCUGCAGGUGGGCGGCCGGUGUAAGUGUAACGGGCACGCCUCGCGCUGUGUGCGCGACCGCACCGGAGAGCUGGUGUGCGAGUGCAAACACAACACGGCGGGACCCGAGUGCGACAGGUGCAAACCGUUCCACUACGACCGACCUUGGCAGCGCGCGACGGCGAGAGAAGCCAACGAGUGUGUCGUGUGUAACUGUAACCUCCACGCUCGGCGCUGCAGGUUUAAUAUGGAGCUGUAUAAGCUGUCGGGGAGGAAGAGUGGAGGCGUCUGUCUGAACUGUCGCCACAACACGGCCGGACGCCACUGUCACUACUGUAAAGAGGGUUACUACAGAGACAUGAGCAAACCCAUCACUCACAGGAAGGCCUGCAAAGCGUGUGAUUGCCAUCCUGUUGGUGCUGCGGGAAAAACAUGUAACCAAACAACAGGCCAGUGUCCUUGUAAAGACGGUGUGACGGGUAUCACGUGUAACCGCUGCGCUAAAGGCUACCAGCAGAGCCGCUCACCCAUCGCACCCUGCAUCAAGAUUCCAUCUGCACCACCAACGACCACAGCGAGCGUCACAGAGCAGCCUGCAGACUGUGACUCCUACUGCAAGGCAUCCAAAGGGAAGCUGAAGAUCAACAUGAAAAAGUACUGCAAGAAAGAUUACGCGGUUCAGGUCCACAUCCUGAAAUCGGACAAGGCGGGCGAGUGGUGGAAAUUUACUGUGAACAUCGUGUCUGUGUACAAGCAGAGCGAGAGCCGCAUCCGACGAGGAGACCAGCUGCUGUGGGUCCGAGCCAAAGACGUAGCCUGCAAAUGUCCCAAAAUAAAAACAGGGAAGAAAUACCUGCUGCUGGGGAACAACGAGGACGCGCCGGGGCAGAGCGGCAUGGUGGCUGAUAAAGGAAGUCUGGUCAUCCAGUGGAGGGACACAUGGGCUCGCAGACUGCGCAAGUUCCAGCAGAGAGAAAAAAAAGGCAAAUGCAAGAAGCCUUAAAGAGAUAAACAUGGAGUAAGGCUGAGUCAGAGACAGACGAUCUGAACUAAAAUAUUCACACAGAUCUGAUGCAGUGCAGAGGGGGGGGAGGGGGUGGGGAAGAGAGAGAGUAUGAACUGCCGCUCGAAACAGAGACGUUUCAUUAAACAGGAAGUUCACGCCUGUCAUGAAGGAACUCACCUCACUGUUAUAUCUUAUUCACAUCCUUCAGAGCUUCGCUUCAGGUGGACCUGCGGUGUGUCUCUGUGAAACAUCAUCAACACUCUCCACAAAUCAGAAUCACGAGUAACUAUCACGAGUGCUCAGUAACCCACAGACACUCCAUUCAUCACCACCCGUUUAUCAUCACUUCAUCCAGCAGCAUCAUCAUCCUCAUCCUCUCUAAAAGAUGCUUGUGUUUAUGUUGUACAUUUUUAAUCCAGCACACGGUAUAUAAAAUAAAGUCUUUUUUUUUCUGUUUAAAACCAGCCCCUAUUAACACCUGUGGAUUUAAUCUAAUUAAUAUGUGUUUAAUUAAUAUACACACACACGCACGCACACACACGCACACACGCGCACGCACACACGCGCACAUACACCCACACACACAUUCAGAACUCUUUAAUGAAUUUUAUUUAAUGAAAUGUUCGAAUCUGAAAAACGGCUCUUUAUUAAUUUACUAAAUCUAUAAGUAAAAGAGAUGUGUGUGUGUCUGUGUGUGUCUGUUUGUGUGUGUCUGUGUGUGUCUGUUUGUGUGUCUGUGUGUGUGUCUGUUUGUGUGUGUGUCUGUUUGUGUGU